UCUGUUGCAGUAGAGGAAACCAAAUGUAUCUUUUGAACAGUUCGUAAAUUAUGAACUGCAUUCUGAUCCUGGAUAAAAAAAAAAAGCAGUUUAUUUUAUUUAAGAGUUUUUGGUUAAAAGUUUACCAAACCCGGGCGUUCAGAGGGCUUAAAGAUUUACCCAAUUCUUUAGGAAUAUUACUGGAUUAUUGCGGAAAUUCUUUGGGAAUACGACAAGUAUUCAUGUGAUAGAGAUUUUACUUCUAAAUAAUUUAUUACACAACAGUCAAACUUUCUAUUCCACCCAAAGCGCCUUGUCAUGACUUAUAUAUAAAUGGGGUAUUUUAUUACAAGUAAUAGAGUUUAACUACAAUGUAAUGAAAAGCAAUAUUGUACAAGUACAAGAAACUAAGUAGGAGUCAUAUUACUCAGUGACCAUCUUCAAACUGAAAACUGUAUCAUAUCAUUGUUGAUGUUCUGGGUGUUUUCGCGAGUGGGGCUGCAAAUACCUCACAAGGGGGGGAGGGCGGUUCACCCAAAGCAGGCAAACAUGUGAAGCGGUCAGCGCUGCAGAUUUGUCUUUGAAGGGAUGUAGGGGUGAAGAACAAGGGCUGGUUUGUGGGCGCAGAGCUGGUGACGUAACGAGCACGGCUGCGCGGGGCUGUCAUUUCGGCUAACCGCCCUCCUGUACGAAUGACGCUGCCACAGGGAUUUACCAUGUGAACGCUCCCCCGUGGUAAAUUUGCACCGUCAUUUAACUUCUUCAUUUAUUUGUUUUAACUUAAAUCCCCACAGAUUUCUGGAAGUCCAUUCAUGCGUUUCCUGACCCUGUGGCCAUCUUUGCUUAUGACGUGUCAUCCCCCGUUACGCUUCAUGAUUAUCUUGCGGAUUGAGUUGAUUAAAGUGGAAGUCGCAUCUGGAAAUGUUCCUGAAACGAAGGCCCUGGCUCGGGACGGCGAAGCCCCGUGUCUCUGCAGAUGCAGUGUGGUAGAGUUUUGCGCAAGGAAUUCAGGAAGUCGUUGUCUUGUAUAUUCGUUACCAGGAUGGUUCUGGCAUAAAGGGACAUUACAUAAUGCUAAUUAAUACAAACAACUACAGCCUUUUUUGUAUGUUUUAAGAAGCAGGUGUUUAUUUAAAAUUCAGUCUGUAAUGCUGCCUAUUUGUAAUGUAUGUAUUUUUAAAAACAAAAAUUUCCUCUAGGCCUACAUCAUAAGCACUAAGAUACAUGUAAUCCUUUAUAUGGGGGGGGGGGGGUGUUGUGUUAUCAUCUUGCAAUCCACUAUUAUUAUUCUUUUUCUGAAGCGAAUCUACAGUAACCAAAUUAAACAGGACUACAUGCCAAUUUAACAGGAACCUUAUUAUCCAACCUACAUCUAAGCAUCUAAGUCACAUCAAACAAGACUAUAAUGAAAACUUAAAAAGGGUCCCCAGUUUUUCUCCACCCCCCCCCCCCAUGCUCCACAUUCAAAAUAAAAGCACCAGUUUCAAAAUAAAAGUCUGAAAACUCGUGUUACAAAUACACACCUACAUAUACGUGUGUGUAUGUAUAUAUAACCAGGUUACAUUUUAAUGUGUAAACUACACUUCAUUGGUGGUUUUCAUGUUACUCUCGUUAUAGCUCGCUAAACUGAGAACAUUUAUCUGGUUUUUAGAUUACUGGGUGUUGCUAGACUGGAUUAGCCACGCAUACUUGUACCUGCGGAACUGGUAUUGACCAGUUAAUUGAGUUAGUUAUGCUUACUAGUGUCAGUGGAAAUCUGUUAAUAACAGAUUUUGUAGAUUAGGCAUGCUAACUUUUUACCACAAUGUUUGCGUAAGACUUGGGAGUGAGGAGUGGGCGAGGACAGCAACACUUCACAAAAAUAUCGUAAGUACGUACCGGAGUCAAUAUCAAAGUAAAUGUGAAAAGAGGGGGUGUCAGAUAAACAUCCAGGAGGCUCAUGGACAUGGACAGGGGGGUUGAAAAAUAUCUGACAUGACAGGAUGCAGUGCACAUGUCCUGCAGUUAAACAGAUGAUCUGGAGGGUAGUUUCAAAAACUGCUUUACUGCUAUUAGAUAACAAUUAAUUAUCUUCAUAAGAUUAAAAAUUCAAAGUGUCGGAAAGAAGAACAUCGGCGUGAAAGACUCCUUUGUGCCUGCAAAGCUUGGUAUUUACCACUGGAUCAGACUGGAGAGGAAUUCAUAACCAUGAUUAUAUGGAGAGUCACUUGUCUGACUCGUACUCAAAAAUCCAUGGCUUUGGUACUUUUAGGUACCUAGAAAAGAUGUUAGGAAAAACCCCUGGUACAUUCUUACAGAUGCAAUAGUCAUAAUUUAUCAAAAAAGAAAAAUCUAAAUCAUCUGAUAUCUUCUAUAUGGUGGUGUGUAAACAGGAACCGUCAACCUGUCUGCACACGUUCGUGCUGAUGGCAAAAUGAUUUGACUGAGAGAAAGAAAGUGUGUAGGUCAUGUUUUUAUAGGCCAAAAUUGCAUCUAAAUCUCAGAAUUUGCAGUGUUGUUGACUGAUGUGUGCAAGACCCAUGAAUGAUUUGGCAGAGCAGCUUUUUUGGUUGCAAAUGUCUGCAUUACCUUGCGGCUCUUGUCUUCGUGGAAACGGGUAAUGGCAAUUUUGAUUGCUAAUUUUCAAUUUUGAUUGCUAAUUUACUUUCUACUUUCAUUUUUUUAAGUCUCGCAUGCUUUUGUCUGAGGAACUGGAAUUGAUUGAUUUGAUAACUGAUUUUGUAGCUUAGUCACGCUAACGCAUGUCAGCAGGAGUGGGAAUAAUCGCUUGCAGCUGGGGUGUCCCUUUAAAGAGGAAGUUUGCGAGGAAUCUGUGUGCUCAACUGCCUGUAUCACAAAGCCAGAUUUGUUACUUAACCGGAUAACUUGUCGGAUUUAAGGUGGUCUGAGCUAAAUAUAAGUGAAUGAAGGUAAAGUCCAUUUAAACGGGGGCGUUUUAAAUACAACGAGCUAUCUGGCUUAGUGAGGAAUCGUGCUUUGUGAUACAAGCCCCAGGUGUUUUUACACACGGUGGGGCAAAUACAUCACUGUGUCAGAGAGGCGGUGUGGGAGGGCUUCUGCGAGAAGCUGAGAUUUCAUGUGUCAACACCAGUUAAACUGCCGAACCCAUCUGCCCUCGGCUGCUUCAUCGCUGUUCGGCACAAGCUCAGUUCCCUUGUGUCUCAGUGAAUUUCGACUGCAAUGUAUUACUCUCCACAUGAGCAAAAUGAAAAAUACUAUGUUUGUCCAGCCAUCAUUGAACACAGAAAGCACCGAGCUGUAUGUUACGAUUAAGGAAAUAAGACUUCAGUGGCUAGAACUAGACACAAAUGAACACAUGGUGAGCAAUGAGGUGUUUUGAUUGUAUUUCUUGUUGAUUUUCACAUUGAGGGGGUUUCACAAUAUCACAAGUUUAAUAUAUGACAUUUAUAAAGGGGAACUUAGCCAAUUUUAGCCAUGCAAGUAAUGGUACAAACCUGGGGAAGAAUUGUAGGAAAGAUUUAAUGACUAAAAGUGCGUCUGAUCUACAUAGCAUGAAGCUCACACAGUCUCUUUGAAUUUUCUCUUUUUGACUCAGUAUUUUCUCUUUCCGGAAGAACAGGACUCUGACCUUUCAAGCAAGCCCUGAGUUAAAAAAAAAAAAAUAAUAAUGAAAAAGUUACAAAAAGUAAUUUCCCCUCAUGCAUGACAUUCGUUUCCAUCUAAUGGAAAAUCUGGUUCUUUGAUAUCAUAUUUCGUAAGAAGGCUGAAGAACGGCAUUUUAAUUUGCAGUUGAACUUGCGGGUAGCUUCCAGAUAUUACUAUUUUGUCUAUUUGUUGAGUGAUGUUCUAUAGUGCAGUGAAUCGUUCAAUAAUAUAAAAUCUUAUAGCUAUACCUUGUAUUCCUCUUUUCUUGGGCUCACUGUCGGGGCGCAGACCCCUAUUAAAGAGCAGCGGAUGCUUGAAUGCAUUCAGAGUGAACAUCGGUCUUAGGGUGCAAAGGUCAUCACACAAGAGAAAGUGCACGGUACAGGAAUGUCCGUAAAAUACACAGAGCAGCUGAAUCCCUGCCAGCUGUCUCAGAAUGUGGCCUGUAUACUAAGUAUUUUAACACAUAAAUCACAAAAAUUAAGCCCAAUCAUUUUCUUGCACUAAGUGCAGUGCAUUUUCCUAUGCUAAGGUACUAAGCACUUCACAUAAACUCAUGUCUUCAUGUGCUUGCUAUGGCUGAAAUACAAAAUUGAUUUUAAAAAAGGAUGUUCUAUGACGUUCUAUGUUCUACGCUAUCGGGAUAUAAUGCCACUUUAAGUGUUUUGUAGAUUUUAAGUACCACCUUAAGUGAUAGUGUAGAGUGGUCUCUUAAUGCCACAUGCUAUGGUAAAUAUCUCUUAUUCUGGAAUCCAGGAAUUGAUAAGUUGGCUUUAAAAUCAUACGGAAUUUAAAUUGGUUGGUAAUUGCUCUUCCCAAAUUGCAAGUGUCAAUAUGUGUAUUCAUUUCACAUGUUGCACAACAGAAACUCUGCAUCUAAAUAAGCAGUAUUCAAAAACAAUAUGAAAUUCCAGUUCUCAGUCUCCUGAAUUUAUGCAUCUAGCUUUCAUGACCAUAAAUGCACUGCCAAGUUCUGCAGCUGUUCAGCUAAUGAACAGCUGUGUAUUUAUUUCAAUGAGUUUAAAACAAAUGUUGCUUUUAGUUCACUGAUCUUUGCCUGCAUUAAACUGCACUGUUAAAAACAAUUGGAUUCCAAAACUGUUGUCCUCUACUUUUGAAACAUUCUGAUUCUAUUGUACUAUGCUUAUAUGAUUCAGGGCUUCAAAAUGCUCCCUUUGUGUUCCACAUCAGCCCAUUCUUUGCUAGGGUUAAGCUUUGUAGGGAAUUCCCACAUCGCCUGGCUUUGAUUGACUGUAUUCUUGGGAGUGAACACAGGCCGUCAAAGGGCCCCAUGACCCGGGUCGCAGUGCCUUACGUUCUUUUAGUCCAUUGUAUGUCCCACAGGUCUGCAAAGGCAUCCGAAGGGACUAUGAGGCACAUUUUGAGCCCCCCUCCCCACCAGUGCAGGCACCCAUUCAGAUUUCUUUGUGUCAGGACUUGGGAGAAGCAAAGCAACACCCCCCAAACCUCAAGACUCUGCUCACCUCCCAAACUGAUGACCAAACCCAGUCUGAGAAAGCCACAGUGCAUGUGCAUUUCGAAGUAGGUGGGGCUUAAAGCGGCCAAUCAGAAAGAUGAGUCAUAUUCUUAGAGGGGAGUGCGUUUUCUUAAGGCACACUGAUUCCUCUUUCUAGGAAUACCGGCAUGCAAAUCACACACACUAUUCCAAGUUAAAUGCAUUAAUACUGACUUGAAACUGGGUAAAGUCACACAUUAGGAAGUGGUCAGAACUCCCUAGACGUUACAUCAUUUAGUAAAUGUAUUAGGAAGCAGCAUAAUACCACCAGGUUUCAGAAGUAAAUCAGUUGCUAUUGGAAAGGUUAGAAACAUAGAUGUGAUAGAUAUGAACGCUGUCCUUGCAAAGUGACUGUGAACCAGACAGAAUACCCAUAAUGUACUGGAAUUCCCAAAGAAUGAGGUAACUACUGACACUUUGCUGUGACAUUAAGUGUAAAAUACCUCCCCCGGUUUGCUGUAGACAUAUGGGGGGUCACCCAAUUACAGAGUCAAGAAUAAAAAGGGCUCUGAUUACCAAAUAGUAGCAAACUAAUAUAAUCUGAAUUUUUUUCCCGCCUACUCAGUCCUGUGGGCAGCAUCGUUGCCAUGGCGCUGACUCAUUCAGUAGUACGGGAUAAAAGCGGGCGUGAAUCCGCUUUCAAAUUCAAAAGCCGGUCUCAGAAAUAAUCACUAACACCAGGUACAAUGUGUACAUGCACAUUUGUUCAAUGCGGGAUUGGGGCUCCGAUGUCUGUCUCGUAGAUGUAUAUCCGUGCUGCGAUCGGCGCACAAUGACGGACUACACCUGCAGGCUUGGCGUAAAUGCGGGGCGCGGAGGGAGAGAGACGGUGGCGCUUCUAGUUUCCACUUUUCUACGCGAACUGUUAUUAUGUUUGGACAAAAGGAAAAAAAGAAAACAGGCGAACCUCGUCGGAUUGCCGUGUUAAUCUGAUUUGGGGAUUGUGAAAGCGGGACAGGAUUAGGUUUUUUCCUUCUUUCUUUCUUUUUUCCCUUUAGGUAAAUGCAGAAACGGGUCACGAUGCGGUGCCGUGCGGUCGCGCCUGCCUUUCGUGGGAGAGUGGCCGGCCAGGUCGCCCUCUUUGCCGCGGAGAUCCCGCAGUGACAUCCGAAACUCCCUGGCAUGAGUUUCUCCCGUCCCUGAUGCUGCUAUGACUUCCUGGCUGCGCAGAUACUGUAACCUCAUUCUGCAUCGGCUGCUGCUCGCUGUGUUAGCCUGUGUCGCGAUACAAACCUCGCAUUCGGAUGAAAACAUUUGUUCUUUGCCUGGGGUAUUAUCCUGUAAUGAGUGCCUGAGCCGUGGACCUCAGUGCGCUUGGUGCUUCCAGCAGGGUUUUUUAGACGGCCUGCCCAGGGCACAGCGAUGCAACACGCUUCUAAACUUGCAGAAGAAAGGCUGCGCUGUCGAGUUUGUGGAGCAGGCCGCUGUCACGCUCAAGGUGAACGCCACGCCUCCCGGCAGCCAGGUGGCACCGCGAGAUGUCACUGUCCAGCUGCGGCCAGGUGCCGAGGUCAGCGUCACGGUGGAGGUGAAGCAGCUGGAGCUGUACCCUGUGGACAUGUACUACCUGGUGGACGUCUCUGCGUCCAUGCAGGCGAACCUGGCCAGUCUGGAGACGGUGGGCACCGCGCUGUUCCACAGGAUGAGGGACCAUUCCAGCGACUUCAGGGUGGGCUUUGGCUCCUUCGUGGACAAGCCCGUCUCGCCCUACAUCAACGUUCACCCCUCGAAAGUUCAGCAACCCUGCAGCGACUUCAAGCUGCAGUGCCGACCCACGCACGGAUUCAUGCACAUGCUCGCCAUGACGGAUAACACCACGGAGUUCACACGCAUCACCCACCAGCAGAACAUCUCAGGAAACAUGGACACGCCGGAGGGCGGCUUCGAUGCCAUGCUGCAGGCCGCCGUAUGCCAGAGGGACAUCGGCUGGCGGCCUGAGGCCAAGCACCUCCUGCUGGUCAUGACAGACCAGCCCUCUCACCUCGCGCUGGACAGCAAGCUGGCGGGAAUCGUGGUGCCCCACGACGGGAACUGCCACCUGGACUCCAGCGGCUACACCCGCAGCACAGACAUGGAGUACCCCACCAUUGGUCAGCUGGCAGAGAAGCUUCUGGAAAACAGCAUCCACUCCAUAUUUGCAGUGGAGCAUGGGCAGUAUAGGUGGUAUGAGGAUCUGACCCCCUUCCUGCCGGGUGCCUAUGUGGGCAAGCUGCAAGCAAAGGCCUCGAACCUAAAAGACCUGGUGCUGGAGGCCUAUAAGAAGCUUCUCUCGGACGUAGAGGUGGAGGUUGGGGUUCAGGACCAGCACGCUCAUAAGUUCUGGGUCAACGUCACCGCCGUUUGUCCGAGAGGCUCCAAACCUUCUGGGCUCCAUAAGUGCUCCGGUGUGCAGCCCAAUCAGACGGUGUUUUUUAACAUCACCAUCGGCAUGAAAGACUACCCCCCUGCGCCAGAGGAUGUCCUUAUCUUCAUCAGACCGGUGGGCUUCAACGAGUCCAGCAUGGUCCGGGUGCAGCCCACCUGCCGCUGCAGCUGCGGGGGGCAGCCUGGCUGCCAGGAUGAGCUGGAGGGGCCAGAGUGCAGCGAGGGGAGCUCGGAUGCGGGCUGCAGGCUGGAUGGGACGGGCCCCAUGUGCAGCGGCCGGGGGGAGUGUGUGUGCGGGCGCUGCGUCUGCGAGGCGUCCAGACUGGGGACCAUCUAUGGGAAACACUGUGAGCUGGAUGACUUCUCCUGCCCGUACUGGCAGGGGCAGAUCUGCGGGGGACGUGGUGACUGUGUCUCGGCCUCCUGCCACUGCGACAGCAGCUGGACGGGGGAGAGCUGUCAGUGCCCCACAUCCACAGAGCCCUGCCUCUCGCCCGACGGGCAGCUGUGCAGCGGCAGGGGACGCUGCGUCUGCGGACGGUGCGAGUGCGACGACCCAUGGAGCUCCGGAAGGUUCUGCGAGACGUGCCCCACAUGCGACAGUUCUUGUCAGUCACACUGGAAGUGCGUGGACUGCCACCUAUCAAAGGGCCUGCUGGAAGGGAACGCCGAGGACUGCAACCGGACCUGCUCGCCCGUGGUGGACUACGUUCAUGCAUUCCCAGACCUGAUGAGCAAAGCCGUGAAGCACUGUCUGUACCCCAGCAGCGAGUCCUGCCACUACAGGUUCCAGAUGGACUCUGUGCCGGGGAUCCCUCAGAUUCACAUCAGCAGAUAUCCAGAAUGUCUCGCGAGCCAGAGGUACUACCCCACCUUCAUCUGCGUCUUCCUCCUCACGGUUCUUCUUGGACUGGUCCUUCUCCUCAUGGUGAAGUUCCUACUGAUGCGAAGCAUUCCGAGUGUUGGCGACGUGCCGGUUUACGGCAACACAGCAAAGGAAUCGAAUUUCAUGCCCACCGCCACCCAGAAGACGAUAAUCUACAGGCGAGGCGAGCCAGCGGAGAUGCCCACAGAGGUUCAGAAGAUACCUUUGCAUGAAGUCUGGCACUCUGGCAGUAAGGCUUGAUGUUGCUUUGACCUAACAGGAGGACAGUGAAUGAAGAUGUGGCCCACAUCCACCCCCCACACUCCCCCAAAAAAGCCCACUCAUUCACUAACCUUUCCAGCAGUCACUCAGGGCGAGAUCAUAAGAGACGACUGCUAGUUUCUAAAUGGACUGCAGGGAAAAUUUCACUGAGCUUUGAAUCGGUCUUAAUAUAGUUGGUUUAUGAACUGGCAAACGGCAUCUAUUCCUCUACAAGACUUUUAUCAGAAUAUUUGUACUGUGGAUUAGUGA
Molecule: messenger RNA, 8861 nt
Organism: Brienomyrus brachyistius
Lineage: Eukaryota; Metazoa; Chordata; Actinopteri; Osteoglossiformes; Mormyridae
Gene: itgb8
Product: integrin, beta 8
Biological process (GO): integrin-mediated signaling pathway; cell adhesion mediated by integrin; cell migration
Cellular component (GO): cell surface; focal adhesion; integrin complex
Molecular function (GO): integrin binding
Source: RefSeq, a predicted model, not a curated record